AUGCAACUGAGGGCGACUGUUUGGUUCACAGUUUCAACGUCAAGCGACCCUCUCGGUACCAUUUGCCCGGCCCAGCCGACUGUGUCGUGUGUGCCCAGGCGCCGGCCAGAUUCGCGCAAGGCAGGCGGACAAGAGCAGGCUCCACUUGGCUCCAGUCACCGGUUCGUCAGUCGUUCUGUCGAAAAGUGA
This is a messenger RNA of Protopolystoma xenopodis, 189 nucleotides long. The record is from the annotation of a GenBank genome assembly. Lineage: Eukaryota; Metazoa; Platyhelminthes; Monogenea; Polystomatidea; Polystomatidae.